Molecule: messenger RNA, 13406 nt
Organism: Trichechus manatus latirostris (Florida manatee)
Lineage: Eukaryota; Metazoa; Chordata; Mammalia; Sirenia; Trichechidae
Gene: ZNF609
Product: zinc finger protein 609
Exons: 10
Coding region: 3312-7547 (1411 amino acids)
Biological process (GO): regulation of transcription by RNA polymerase II
Cellular component (GO): nucleus
Source: RefSeq, a predicted model, not a curated record
GCCGGUUUAGAUUGGGAGUAGGGGUGCCCGCCAGGGGAUCAGGAUUUGGUCAGGUGGUGGGGACAGGCCAGAGAGUUUCAGAGGCGAGUCUGGUGUGUUGAGGGGACCCUGGCGAAAGGGGCUAGUCAGGGAGUUAGGGGGAUUCAGCGCGAAGGGUUAGGAGCCGGACGUGUGCGCGGCCCAGGAGGGGGAGCAAGGUGGCUGGGAGUGUGCAGUAAGUGGGCUGAGGGUGUGUGCCUCUUCCAGUCCUCAGGUCACAUUUACCCCUGUCCUUUUCUUCAAGAUGGAGGGAUCCCUGGGCCUGGCCCUUAACUGCUCUCCUUGUGCCCCCGGUAGGGCUUGUGACCCUGUCCUGUCGAAAAGCCACGCUGCCCUCUUUUCCCUUUAUGUGUAAUUACGGUUGGAUCAUCUCGGUGCUUUGCUCAGAUUCUCCUUCCUCCCUCUGGGGUUGAGGAGGAGGAGACACAUCUGACCAAUUAAUGUGUUUGUGAAACAGGCAGCAGCAAACAGUCAUUUCAGCUUUUAGGAAUUAGGCUCACACAGGGUGGAGAGAUCAGAGCCCUUCCGGGGGAAUCUUUCUGAACAAAUCACAGAUGAUUAAAUUCUCGAAGAUACAGCUUCCUACCUCAAUGAGAGUGGGAAAGAUGGGGGAGAAAGCCUGCCUGUUUCCAGCCAUGUGUCCAGAGCGCCAGGGGUGGAGGAGAGUCCCCAAGCCCCCACAGGCCUCUCUCUCUUCUCUGUCCUAGGCUUUGCUCUGCAGCCUUGAGUUAAUUUCACCCCUGCUGCUUUGUCUUGGGGGAGGGAGUGCUGGUUUAGAAUUGUGAGGAGAUGACUGUUCUGCUACCACAUACAAUGGUCGUGUCAUUUUAUCGGGAGUGCUACCCCAGGGCUGAGAACGGCUGCUGCAGAGAUAAACCGGUCCCUCUCACCCGCCUUUUGUGUACACAGUGAAGGUCAUAGGUUCAAGUCUUGUCUGAGAGCUUUGGAUAUGCUCCAUCUCCCAGGCUCCUCAGUGCCGUUUUCUUCCUUUACCAGACUGGGGCUUGCUAUUGGAGGAGGCCAGACAGAAAGGCUCUUCUUUUUGAGUGAGGAACAAUGCAGAGCUCAUUGGCACACAUUUUUCAGAAGAAUAGGGGAUGCCAGCCAUGUUGUGCCUGCCUCUUUGGCUAGCCUGUACUGAGUUGUGGAGGAAUAGUGUCUGGGAGGCUUAACCUCGGUGUUUGUGUCAGAUCUUUAAGGAAGACGACUCCAAGGGGAGGUUUCUACUCUUACUUGAACUAUCAUAUUUAAUUCUUUUCAUAGAGAGGGGACAAUCAUCCAGUGAUUUUUGUUUGUCUGUCUAGGAAUACCAAAUACCUUUUUAAUGGUGACUUCCUGGUCAGUAAUAAUUGCACAACAAAAAACCACAAGGGCAAGGGCUGUGGGAACAACAACAAAAAUAUUUUCACUCUGAUGAAAGGUGACUUGCUCUUUGUGCAGAAAAUCCAUAUUUGCCUCUGUGUUAGGGAGAAAUUUGCCAAAGAGAUGAACAUGAAAAAAAAUCAUUGCAGGUUUUGGGGAUUACUAAUAAGAGAGGGAUGAGAACAAGCUAGAAGGAACCCCAAUAAUGGUAUGUAUCUCACAGACAUGGCCAAGUAGAAUUUAGGUACUCUUAAAACCAAAAAUACUGUUGCCAUCGAGUGGAUUCUGACUUACAACGACCCUAUAGGACAGAGUAGAACUGCUCCAUAGGGUUUCCAAGGCUAUAAAUCUUUACAGAAGCAGACUGCCACCUCUUUCUCCCAUGGAGCAGCUGGUGGGUUGAAACCGCCAACCUUUUGGUUAGCAGCCGACUGCUUUAACCAGCUCCUUUAGGUACUGUUAGCCCGGGAAAAAAUUAUUUGGGGCUAAAAAAGAGAUUUCCAUUUAGGACAAUAAAGAAAACUUUUCUUUAAAAAGAGAUUAGAAAUAACUCAUUGUGAGAGGGGAAUUGUACCCGGUACACUGUAUACAAUAGCCAACCAUUUCCCAUAGGGUAUUGUUGAAUAGGUACUUUAGCCUUUGGUUUUGGUAAAGGUCUUUUUAAGGCAGAUCUUUCUAUGUUGCCUCCUACAUCCCUCAGUGAGUGUCUUAAAAUGAUGGCUUGGCACUUAGGUGUUGAGCUUUGAUAGGAGGGAUCAGGUUGUUAUGACCUUUAUAUUUCUUGAUGACAGAACUGUCUGAAGGCCUUAGUGGAUGCGGUUUCCUACUAUGUGUCCUAGGUCUCUGAGUGAAGCCUCAGCUAAACGAGUCCAAAGCUUUUUGCUGUUGGAGUUGGCAUUCGUUUCUGAAUCCUGUCGGAUGACAGUGAAGGCAGAAGCCUCAGGUUAAAUUUGCCCUGAUUAGAUUUAGUGGUUUCAGAGCUGGGCCCCUUGCCACGAGGAAUCUUACGUGAGUGAGUCUUCUGAUUGUGACCAUCUUUCAGAGAGCACUUUAGAUUUUUUUUCCCAGCUUCUUGGUAGAAAAUUUUUCCUUGUGAGAGAUCUAGAUAGCUGGACAGAUUAGUGCUUGUUUUGUGUGAGAAUAUGGAAGCAUAAUUUUGGCUCCUGGUAGUAAUUAUGCUGCAGUUAGCAUAUAGCAACUAAAUGACUGGAACAGGAUAAUUUGUUGAGGUGGUUUACUGACUGCUCUGUCAAGUAGAGGUGCCACUCCUUAUUUAUUGGACUCAGAAUACUACUGCCUGGCCUCAGCCCUGGAGACUAAGAAGUAAGGAAUGAUAUGUGUUCUCCGGAAGUUCCCAUUCUGCUCCCCUGCCAUGCACCAUAUCACCUUCUCCUGCCACUUUCUCCUGCUCUAAAGGUAGCUAAGCAAUUGUUAUUUCCCUUGUGGAAAACUGGUCAUGGCUAGAAAUACAGCCAGGCAGAUGGGGCCACUUUGAGAUAAGGCAGCAGCCUUAUGUUAUGUGGCAAAUUGUCUUUUCAGCGGCUUAAUCCUCCCUUCUACUUGAUUUUUAAAAAUCAGUUACCUUUAAAAAAAAAACCAACAACAACAAAAAACCAGCAACAAACCUCAUUAAAUACACAAUCACAUAGUGUACUAAAUAUGUCUUCUUGAUAUUCCUCAGAUUAAAGUUGGCUGUGACGGGCAAAAUGAAGAUAGGUGAUGCUGAUUAGCAGGUUCUGGGCCCUCCGAGUGUCAGUGGAGGACUCUUUUCGCUCGGGAACAGCAAUGAUGUUGUCCACUGGGCGUAUACUGACCAUUGUGGCAGGUCUGAGAACAUAGCUGAAGCUGAAAAUAGGAAAGCUGGGGGCAAGGAAGAGCCCUGAAUCUUGAGGUGGGACGUUGACUCUAAGAUGUCCUUGAGCAGUGGAGCCUCCGGAGGGAAAGGAGUGGAUGCAAACCCGGUUGAGACAUACGACAGUGGGGAUGAAUGGGACAUUGGAGUAGGGAAUCUCAUCAUUGACCUGGACGCCGAUCUGGAAAAGGACCAGCAGAAACUGGAAAUGUCAGGCUCAAAGGAGGUGGGGAUACCAGCUCCCAAUGCUGUGGCCACACUACCAGACAACAUCAAGUUUGUGACCCCAGUGCCAGGUCCUCAAGGGAAGGAAGGCAAAUCAAAAUCCAAAAGGAGUAAGAGUGGCAAAGACACUAGCAAACCCACUCCAGGGACUUCCCUGUUCACACCAAGUGAAGGGGCAGCUAGCAAGAAAGAGGUGCAGGGACGCUCAGGAGAUGGUGCCAGUGCAGGAGGCCUGGUUGCUGCUAUUGCACCCAAGGGCUCAGAGAAGGCCGCCAAGGCAUCCCGCAGUGUAGCCGGCUCCAAAAAGGAGAAGGAGAACAGCUCAUCUAAGAGCAAGAAGGAGCGAAGCGAAGGAGUGGGGACUUGUUCAGAAAAGGAUCCUGGGGUCCUCCAGCCAGUUCCAUUGGGAGGACGGGGUGGUCAGUAUGAUGGAAGUGCAGGGGUGGAUACAGGAGCUGUGGAGCCACUUGGGAGUAUAGCUAUUGAGCCUGGGGCUGCACUCAAUCCUUUGGGAGCUAAACCGGAGCCAGAGGACGGGGAGAAUGAGUGUCGCCCGCUAAAGAAAGUCAAGUCUGAAAAGAUGGAGUCCCCUGUCUCCACACCAGCGGUGCUGCCGCUGCACCUUUUGGUGCCAGUGGUCAGUAACGACAUCUCAUCCCCCUGUGAGCAAAUCAUGGUUCGUACCCGGUCAGUUGGGGUCAACACAUGUGAUGUGGCUCUAGCUACAGAACCCGAAUGCCUGGGCCCCUGUGAACCUGGGACCAGUGUCAACCUCGAGGGCAUCGUGUGGCAGGAAACAGAAGAUGGGAUGUUGGUGGUGAAUGUAACAUGGAGGAACAAGACAUACGUAGGUACACUUCUUGACUGCACACGCCAUGAUUGGGCACCCCCGAGGUUCUGUGACUCCCCCACCAGUGACUUGGAAAUGCGUAAUGGUCGGGGUAGAGGCAAACGAAUGCGUCCCAACAGUAACACCCCUGUCAAUGAGACCACUGCAGCCUCUGAUGGCAAAGGGACCAGCAGCAGCAGCAAAACCCGGGCAGGAGCCAAUAGUAAAGGCCGUCGGGGCAGCCAAAAUUCUUCAGAGCAUCGCCCACCUGCAAGCAGCACCUCUGAGGAUGUCAAGGCCAGCCCUUCGUCAGCUAAUAAGCGGAAAAAUAAACCCCUUUCAGACAUGGAGCUAAAUUCUAGCUCAGAGGACUCCAAAGGGAGCAAGCGUGUCCGUACAAAUUCCAUGGGCUCAGCCACUGGCCCGCUCCCUGGGACCAAGGUGGAACCCACUGUUCUGGACAGAAAUUGUCCCUCCCCAGUCCUGAUUGACUGUCCCCACCCAAACUGCAACAAGAAGUACAAGCACAUCAAUGGACUUAAGUACCAUCAAGCUCAUGCCCAUACAGAUGAUGACAGUAAACCUGAAGCGGAUGGAGACAGCGAGUACGGAGAGGAGCCUACUCUCCAUGCAGAACUUGGGAGUUGCAAUGGUGCAUCUGUCUCACAAAAAGGUUCCUUGUCCCCUGCCCGCUCAGCUACCCCCAAAGUUCGGCUUAUAGAGCCCCAUAGCCCUUCUCCUUCAAGCAAAUUCAGCACAAAAGGUCUCUGUAAGAAAAAGUUGAGUGGGGAAGGGGACACAGACCUCGGGGCCUUAUCCAAUGAUGGCUCUGAUGAUGGACCCUCAGUAAUGGAUGAAACAAGCAAUGAUGCCUUUGAUUCUUUGGAAAGGAAAUGUAUUGAAAAAGAAAAAUGUAAAAAACCCUCUAGUUUGAAACCUGAAAAGAUUCAGUCCAAGAGCUUAAAGUCAGCCCGCCCCAUUGCCCCUGCCAUCCCCCCACAGCAAAUCUACACCUUCCAGACAGCCACCUUCACAGCAGCAAGCCCAGGCUCCUCCUCAGGCUUGACCACCACAGUGGUCCAAGCCAUGCCCAACAGCCCCCAGCUCAAACCCAUUCAGCCCAAGCCCACUGUGAUGGGAGAGCCUUUCACAGUCAACCCUGCCUUGACUCCAGCCAAGGACAAGAAAAAGAAAGACAAAAAAAAGAAAGAAUCUUCAAAGGAACUUGAAAGUCCUCUGACUCCUGGGAAGGUUUGUCGAGCAGAAGAAGGCAAAAGCCCAUUCAGGGAAUCAUCGGGAGAUGGGAUGAAAAUGGAGGGUCUCCUAAAUGGCUCAUCAGACCCCCACCAGAGCCGACUGGCUAGCAUCAAGGCUGAAGCUGACAAGAUCUACAGCUUCACAGACAAUGCUCCCAGCCCCUCAAUUGGAGGCAGUAGCCGCCUAGAUAGCACUACCCCUACCCAGCCCAUGACUCCCUUACAUGUAGUGACCCAGAAUGGAGCUGAAGCCAGCUCAGUUAAAACCAACAGCCCUGCAUACUCCGACAUCUCCGAUGCUGGGGAGGAUGGAGAGGGCAAGGUGGACGGUGUCAAAUCAAAGGACCCUGAACAGCUGGUUAAGGAAGGGGCUAAGAAAACUCUUUUCGCCCCUCAGCCACAGAGCAAAGACUCACCAUACUACCAAGGCUUUGAGACUUACUACUCUCCAAGUUACACCCAGUCCAGCCCAGGGGCUCUGAACCCCAGCAGCCAGGCAGGAGUGGAGAGCCAGUCCCUGAAGACAAAAAAGGAUGAGGAGCCUGAGAGCAUAGAGGGGAGAAUGAAGAACGAUGUCUGUGAGGAGAAGAAAGCAGAGCUGAGCAGUUCCAGUCAGCAGCCCUCUGUCAUCCAGCAGCGCCCCAACAUGUACAUGCAGUCUCUGUACUACAACCAGUAUGCCUAUGUACCCCCCUAUGGCUACAGCGACCAGAGUUACCACACCCACCUCCUGAGCACAAACACAGCUUACCGGCAGCAAUACGAGGAACAGCAAAAACGGCAGAGCUUGGAGCAGCAGCAGCGGGGCCUGGACAAGAAGGCAGAGAUGGGCCUGAAGGAGCGAGAGGCAGCGCUCAAGGAAGAGUGGAAGCAAAAGCCGUCAAUCCCACCAACUCUCACCAAGGCCCCCAGCCUGACAGACCUGGUGAAGUCAGGACCAGGCAAGGCCAAGGAGCCAGGGCCUGACCCUGCCAAAUCAGUCAUCAUUCCCAAGUUAGAUGAUGCCUCAAAACUCCCCAGCCAGGCCCCAGAAGGACUUAAAGUGAAACUGAGUGAAGCCAGCCAUCUUGGCAAGGAGGCCUCUGAGGCCAAGACAGGUGCUGAGUGUGGCCGGCAGGCAGAGGUGGAUCCAAUACUCUGGUACCGACAGGAGGCAGAGCCCCGGAUGUGGACGUAUGUCUAUCCUGCCAAGUACUCAGACAUCAAGCCAGAGGAUGAGCGGUGGAAAGAGGAGCGGGACCGCAAAUUGAAGGAGGAGAGGAGUCGGAGUAAGGACUCUGUCCCCAAGGAGGAUGGGAAGGAAAGCACAAGUAGUGACUGCAAGCUGCCCCCGGCCGAGGAUUCCCGCCUCGGGAGCAAGGAGCCCCGACCAAGUGUCCACGUGCCUGUGUCCUCCCCGCUCACCCAGCACCAGUCCUACAUCCCCUACAUGCACGGCUACUCCUACAGCCAGUCCUAUGACCCCAGCCACCCCAGCUACCGGGGCAUGCCUGCCGUGAUGAUGCAGAACUACCCAGGUUCCUACCUGCCUUCCAGCUACUCUUUUUCCCCAUACGGGAGCAAGGUCUCAGGCGGUGAAGAUGCCGACAAGGCACGAGCCAGCCCCAGUGUCAGCUGUAAGUCCAGCUCAGAAUCCAAAGCGCUGGACAUCUUGCAGCAGCAUGCCAGUCACUACAAGAGCAAGUCUCCCACGAUAAGUGAUAAAACUGCUCAGGAGAGAGAUCGGGGAGGCUGUGGGGUGAUUGGGGGUGGUGGCAGCUGUAGCAGCGUCGGGGGAACAGGCGGGGGUGAAAGGAGUGUAGACCGGCCCCGCACCUCUCCUUCCCAGCGCCUGAUGUCCACACAUCACCAUCACCACCACCUGGGCUACUCGUUGCUCCCAGCACAGUACAACUUACCCUAUGCAGCAGGGCUGUCUUCUACAGCUAUUGUUGCCAGCCAGCAAGGCUCCACUCCUUCACUCUACCCACCGCCCCGGAGGUGAGAACGAACACCAAGUGCCCGGAUAAAGUCAGCUUCACGGGCCCAGACGGCUCACCCAAGGAGGUGCUGGAGGUGCCAUUUAGACAUCAGUUAAAUGGUGUUGAUCAUCCUGUUUGCCGUUCCCACCAUGGCCGAAGGCAGACCCUUGGCUCUCUUGCCUCCACCAGACCCCGGCUCCCUGCCCCUCCCUCUUCCUCAGGAGCUGGAGAGCAGCUACUUAGCAAAAAUAUUUAUUCUCUCGGCCACAGUCGUGACUGUUGUGGCCUCUGCGGAGAUGAAGGCAUGGGGAGUGACCAGGGGAACAUGGCUCAGCCCAGAGAAGUCAUUGCUUUGUUCCCCAAGCCCUGGUCAGCUGCCAGAGCAGUACCAGCCCCCCAGGGGGGACCCCCAGCCCUGGGUAAGGUCUGAAGACAGCACAGCAGCCAUAGCCCUCAGCCUCAUUCCCACCAUCACCAGAUCCUGCGUCUCCCCAGCGGUUUGGGCUCUGGGAACUGGCAGCACGUGGAGGACUUAGAAUCUCAGGAAAGAAAUUGGGGGCUGUUUUUUCUGUAAUUGUGAAAACAAGGUCUUCAAACAUGAAGACUUCUCCCCCCUCACAUGAGCACAUGUAAAUGCUCAGAGCCCAGCCUGGAAAGGAAGACCCAAAGCAUUUGCCCCACCAGGGCUUUGAGCUACCUGUCAGGCGGAGGGCAGGGGUCCCAGCAACAGCACAGGGCUCCCCUGGGCUCCUGGGAGUGAGCUGGAGCUGGACACGAAUGGAGUCUGUGAAAUAGAACCUGCGUCCCCACUGAGUCUGCUGCUUCUUUUCCCCCAACUCCUUGCCCUUUUCUCUCUCCCCUCCUGGCCCCUUGGUGCCUUUCCCAGGGGGUCCCCACACUGAUCUCUCCUCUUCUUUUCCACUGCUUGGCUCUGAAGACUCAGAUAAAAUGGUAUCCCCCCAGCAUGGGGAGCUUUGGUGUCUGCCAGGCCACCGUAGAGCAAGGCCCAGGGAGCAGAGGCCCUGGGAGCACCCAGCAGUUCUUAGAUACGUCCUGUCCAUUCAGCCAUCUGAGUGUCCUGCUCAUUUAGGGCCACAGGUAUAUACAGCCCGAGUUCCUCUGUGUACAUGAUUUUAUACAGCUCAAUCUAUAACCUCCGUGUGUGCCAAUAGAAGCUGUGUUUCUAUGUAACACACGUGUUUCUGUCUUAGGGGCCACUGGCCAUGGGAGGUUAUGUUUCUGAGACCCUGGGAUAACACAUCCAAGCUGUAACUCCUCAGAGCCACAGAGUGUACUCGGCAGAGCUGUGCUUUGAAGCAGCAGACCUUUUUCUGCAGUCUCCCAGGCCAAGCUUUAUGCUAUUUUUGCUUGGAAAGUGACAGUGAUUUGGUAGCUUUAUUGGAGUCACUUCCUCCCCAGGCCGUGAGGAGCCUUUGCUCUUACUUUGCUUUUGGGGUAUCAUCCCCUUGUUCUGCUCCCCUCCUGUCUUUCCUUGGCCUUCUGGAUUGAGAGAGAAAGACUGACAGAUAGCAACCUAGGCUAAAGAAGGCUGGUUGUGGCCAGAGUGCCGGAAGUGACAAUUUAAGAGCAGGGACUUGGCUCUGACUCAGUUGGAGAAGAAAGAGAUAGAGGACAGAAAGCACAAUGCCCAGCAGAAGCUGGUUUCUCAGAAGCCUAGAGCCCUAGACAUAGAUAGGUUUGAGGUCAUCUGCCCAAGAGGAGCCACCUCUGACCUGCAGAUAUUUCCUCUAGGUUUCCUGUCCUUGUUUUUGUUCAAGUUGGGUUGAGCCUCCCUCCCCCGAAGAAACUCCGAUGUCUUAGACCUCUUGGCAGCCCCACGCAGCCUCCCUCUCACCCAUCAUUCCUUCUGCCUCCUGCUGCCCCAGCGGGUGGUGCUCGGAGCAGUGACUUCCCUUUUAUCUAUGGAAGUAGCUGGGUUGGACAUCUUCACCCCACCUAACCUGAGUCACCACCGCCAAGGUGACUGAAUUUCAGCCUGAUGAUGCCCUCCCAGGCUCCUGUGGGGUGGACCAAGGGCCCAUCUGUUCCUGUUUGUUUUAAAUAUUGUUGUGUGUUUUGUAUCUCUGGCCCUGGCCUACAGCGUGCUCUGUACAUAUUGUAAAGAAACUGUUUGGAGUAAUGUUCUUUCCCACUGGGCAGGCACGGCCCCACAUUCCUGCCUUUUCUACUUAGUUCUCUGACAGAGGGGGAAGCUUCUGUAUUAGCAGGGCAGUCUCGGGUUCUGCAGAAGGGAACAGCUUUUUCUUUUUUUUCCUUCAAAACCGUUGGCUCUUUGAUCCUUGUAUACCGUUACACCUUGAAGAGAAGAGCAGGUGGAAGCGACGGCGGCAGAAUGGCUCUGCCUUUUCCCGGCCCCUCCCUGAUCCUUACCAGGUCUGGUCUUCCCUCCCUGAAACAACACGAAGCAGCAGCUGCAGCAGCUGUAGAGGAAAUGCAGAUCCUUGACAAGUAUCGAGUGGAGGUUUGCUGUCUGCCUUCAGCCUCUCUACUUGGGGAGGAGGAACAUGGCGUGGGGGGUACAGGGGUACCCACGGUCUGGUCAGAGGGAUGAGGCAGGAACCCCCGCCCCUCCCCAGGAGCAAGGCUGGAAAAGUUUGCUGCUAAGAGCCCAGACCACCAGACCAAGGCUCUCUCUGAGCCACCCCGCCCAGGCCUUCAUGGACAUCGCUCACUGGGGCUCCCCUAGAGGAGAAGCGAAAGAGAAAGAGAGCCUCAUCCCCAGGUGGGGUAGCUGAGGCUUGGAGGAGAGCUGCUCUUAGGAUUCACAUCUACUUCUUCCUCUUCAAGGUGUGUCAGCUUCCUUCCUUCCCUGCUUGGUACAUGUAUGAAGUUACCUUCUCUUACCCCACCCUCUCCACACCUCCCAUGGUCAAAGGACCACACACAGAAGGGUAAGAGGGCACCCCAUGAAAUGAAAUGGCGAUUCUUGGAUCUCUUCUCUCCAGGCUCCGAGGCAGGGGUGGGAGGACUUGGCUUAGGGAGUUGGGGUUGAGACUGCAGAAGGGCUAGUUAUUGUAUACAGGCUUUGAGGCCACCCAUGUCACUUACUAUCCCAUAUACCCUGUUCACCAUCCCAGUGUCUAAUGCCCCCAAGAUUCAACUGGGCAGCUAGUUGGCCCCGUAAAUGCUGGGCCUUUGUCAUUUGCUUUAUUACUAGGGCAUCCCAGGAAACUUUCCAAUGAUCCCCUGCCAUGGGCCCCUCCCGGGAUCGAGCCCCUCCUGCCCCAGCCCACCCGCUUGCCUUGGUGCUCAGCCCCCCAUUGGGAGCAGGUUGGGGCGAGCUGGAGGCCCGGGCUGGAGGGGCAGUGUUGCUGUUCAUAGCUUUUGUUCCAUUGGCGUUGCUCUGUUGGAUUUAAUUUCAGUCUUCCUGAUUCUUCCCUUCUGUAAAGUGUACAUUACCAAGUUCCUUGUUUUUUAUAUAUAUAUAUAUAUAAAUAUAUAUAUAUACAAACUGUACUCUUUUUGCCUUUGUACAUUCAGGCAAGAAGAGAAAAUAAAUCUUUUUAAGAGACAAUCACAAAUCUGUGAGGGCUGCUGGUUAUUUCUCCUGGAGUUUGCUGCUGAGCUGCCUCUCCUUUCCCCCAACUUUCCGUUCUCCCUCAGCUUUCCUGAUCUUCUGGUCCGCUCCAUAUGCAUCCUCAGCUUCACCUUCCCUGGCUGACGGCAAGCUGUUUGAACCCAGUGUCCAGACUGCCUGCCCUGCAGCCCUGUCCUGCCCAGCACUGUUUGAACCCAGUGUCCAGACUGCCUGCCUUGCAGCCCUUUCCUGCCCAGCACUGUUUGCUGGCUUGGCCCCUCCUGUCACCCUUAGAUCCCGCUCACCAAAGUGGCUUUGGACACUCACUUGUGAAACUAUGCAGCUGGGAGCUCUCUGCCUAAGAGUUUGCACUAUUUCAGCUUGCCUGGGAGUUAGGAUGGAUGGUUUUUAGGAAUGAGAAACCAUCUCCCAGCUCUCCCCCCAGAUUCCAGCCUGCAGAGCGCUCUGACCCCAGAGACAGAGCAUUGUGCCUGGCUGACGGACUCCUGUGACUACCCAGAACAAGGGCUGUGGGUGGAUGGGCCAAGAGCAUUUGGUCAGAAUUUCAAAAGGUGGUAACAUUCGGAAACAACCCAACCAAACUGUUGUUCUGCCUCUUUAACCUUCUCCUUCUCCUCUACUUUCCUCCUCCCCCCUUUUCCCUCUCUCUACUUCCUUUUCUUAACUGGCUUUGGAAUUGAAGUAUAUUUUUAAAUUAUUUGUUGUAUUUAUUGAAUAAAGUUUUUAAUGUCCCUGUUCUUAAAUUUAGACUUAGUUUGCCUUUCACAUAUCUCCCCUUAUCCUACUUCACCAUCCCAAAAAAUACUCCACCUCCUAAGUUGGGUUUUUUUUUCGAUUGGUGUGUAGCCUUUCGGAGCCAUAUUUCUUUCCCAACAGUGGUGUUCAAUAAGAAGUUUUCUUUUUUAAAAGGGAAAUCUUGCCUGAGUGCCUAGGUUUUUCCAUGUCAGCCCUUUUAACUCUGGCUGUAGGAGUACCCCCCUUGGCGGGUGCAGUUAAUGCACUUGGUUGCUAACCAAAAGGUUGGAGGUUUGAAGCUACCCAGAGGUGCCUCAGAAGAAAGGCCUGGCCACCUACUUCUGAAAAAAUCCACCACUGAAAACCCUACAGAGCACGGUUCCGCUCUGAGACACGUGGGGUCGCCACCUUCCAUAGUAACUGGUUUUAGCUCUGACUGUACUGAAGAGGAGCCACCAGCAGAGGGCAGCAGAAUCUCAGGCGUGUUUCCUCUCCCUUCUACUUUAGAGAAAAGGCAAGGGCUGAGUUUUGUCUUGUUCCUUUAUCUCUGAAUUGUAGAUUCCUUGGGUUUGAGGUUAACAUCUGAACCCUAAACUGCCUACAUGUAGACUGGCCAUUGUCAGCUUUCAUGUGGAUCUCUGCGGUCAACAUCUCACCGUAGUAACUGUUUUCAGUCACUACCUUUAGGCUGCGUAUUGGGAUUAGCUUCUCACUGUAAACAUCUUCAGGUCCUUCUGAUUUUAACUGGAGUUUCUCUAGGCCCAGACCUGCUCUAAUAAUAUUUGGGGGAAGGAGUUUUUUGCACUCACUUUCUUUUUUUUAUGAAUACCAGAUGGAGUCCAAGGUUAAUGGCUUAGCCCAGAGCAGAAACACAAGUAACCUCCAAGAAUAAUAUGAAAAUGAGCCAAAGACCCUUAGAAAAACUAAAGACAGCCAUAGCUCAACAGUAGACAGCUCCAGAGCUGAAGGACGUGGAAGAACACACCCGGCACUUCACUUGGGAAAAGGGAAACAAUAGGGGAAAAUGCUAGUAAGCCCUUGAGAAAUUAAAAAAGAAGAGAACAGAGGUGAAAGGGAUGCUAGCCCCUUACAGGGCCACUGAGCUUACUCAUCAGACUGGUGGGCCCAGAGGGUGAAGCCAUGCCUUAGGGCACUGGGCUCCAAAAGGAGGAAACUCUUCCUAGGGACGGUGUGUGCUUCCUUCAAAGACUCCAGGAAUGGGAGCGUUAGCAAGCUCCACGCAAAAGCCAAAAUUGUUUCAGGGCCCAGCUUUCUAUAAAAAAGGAAGACCUAAGAAGAGCGUGGAGCCUGGGCCUAGCUUGUGGAUGAAGCUGAUGUGUACACACCUGUCUCUCCAGGGGCUCUGGCGUGGCCCAGACUCCUAGCAACCCCACAUUUCGUACUGUAACAUGGCCCCCGAGACCUCGGCCAGUUUACCUGUCCCGCGGCACUGCCACUUUUGUCCACAUCCCCACUAGGUUAGGCUCUGACCUGAAAAGGUAGUCGUGGUAGGAAGGUGAACCUGGCACAGGAAUAAAGAACAGACCAACCACAACUUUAAAUCGGUUUAUUGACACAGCAACACAAC